Molecule: messenger RNA, 435 nt
Organism: Trichosporon asahii var. asahii CBS 2479
Lineage: Eukaryota; Fungi; Basidiomycota; Tremellomycetes; Trichosporonales; Trichosporonaceae
Exons: 1
Coding region: 1-435 (144 amino acids)
Biological process (GO): phospholipid metabolic process; lipid catabolic process; arachidonate secretion
Cellular component (GO): extracellular region
Molecular function (GO): calcium ion binding; A2-type glycerophospholipase activity
Source: RefSeq, a predicted model, not a curated record
AUGAAGCCCUCCCUUCUCCUCCCCUUCACUCUCUUCGGAGUCGCUCUCGCUCUCCCGCCCGCCGACCGCUCUCUGUCAUUCACCAACCUCGAAGCGCGCGGCUACCCCUCCCGCUGCCCCUCAGGCCAGACGGCCAAGUCCAAGGGCGUCUCCCCGGACCUGAACGGGUGCUCGGGCGUGCCAGACGGCAAGUUCAAAGGCUGCUGCAACCAGCACGACAUCUGCUACUCGACGUGCAGCCGCACGAAGCGCGACUGCGACGACUCGUUCUACGCGUGCAUGAAGAAUGUGUGCAACACUGAGUACGACAAGUGGUACGAGGCACCUGUCAAGGCCACGUGUCUCGCCGGCGCGGCGACUUACCACACCGGCGUCGCAGUCGGGGGCGACUCGGCGUUCAUGAAGAGGACCGCGAAGCACUGUACCUGCUCCUAG